Messenger RNA from Debaryomyces fabryi, 3891 nucleotides. RefSeq names its product Roa1p (gene ROA1). Bases 1 to 3891 code for a protein of 1296 amino acids. The record is from RefSeq and is a predicted model, not a curated record. The transcript has a single exon. Gene Ontology annotation, molecular function: ABC-type transporter activity; ATP binding; ATP hydrolysis activity. Gene Ontology annotation, cellular component: membrane. NCBI's taxonomy places the organism in Eukaryota, Fungi, Ascomycota, Pichiomycetes, Serinales, Debaryomycetaceae.
AUGAUCGAGUCGAACAUUUUACAAGUGAACGCGAAUGACAAGGUCAGUCUUACUGUAAAAGAUCUAACAGUAGGAGUCAAGAAUAGUUCCAAAAAAAGCGAUGAUGUCGAAGCCACUGGUGGUUCGGUAGGUGAAAAGAAGAUUUUGGACGAUGUCUCAUUCGAGUUGCAAAGCGGUGAGUUGAUGGCUAUAAUGGGUGGUUCAGGAAGUGGAAAAACCACCUUAUUGAAUACCCUUUCUCAGAGAACCAAUAUUAAGAAUAAAGACUUAUCAUUUUCUGGGUCGAUUGAAUACAAAGUGGGAGAAAAGGAAGAUACUAAAAGAAAGGUUCGGAAUGCAUACUUGUUACAAACGGAUAUAUUUUUGCCAGGUUUGACGGUGUAUGAAACGUUAAUGUUCCAAGCAGACUUAAGAUUGCCUCCCUCGGCGACGAAAUACGAAAAAGAAGAAUUAGUGAACUCCUUAUUGACCACAUUGGAAUUGCAACCAAUACGUGAUGAAACUAUUCUGUCAUUCUCCACAUAUAGUACAAACUUAUCUGGAGGAGAACAAAGAAGAGUUUCUUUGGCAAUUCAGUUAUUGAGUAAGCCAUCCAUGUUAUUCUUGGAUGAACCAACUACAGGUUUAGAUACAAGUAGUUCGUUGAAGCUUUUGCAAGUCUUAAGAAAGCUUUCUUCGCCGCAAUAUGGUAUUACUAUAAUUUUAUCUAUCCAUCAACCAAGACUGGAAAUCACUGUAUUGUUUGACAAAAUUUGUUUAUUAACAAGAGGAGGUAGAAUCGUAUACUUUGGUAGUUUGGUUGAUAGUAGCAGGUACUUCCUUUCUAUCAGGGAUGAAUCAGGACGUCAUAUUGAGAACAAAUCAUCUAAUUUUGUGGAAUACAUUAUGAAUUUAUCUGUCAAAGAUACUUCAUCCAAAGAGAUGGAGGAGAUUACUUCCAGAAGAAUUGACAAAUUAGUAGAGAAUUGGAAAUCGUACUCUAAGACCAAUGAAAAUAGAUCGAAGUUAUCUUCGAAUGAAGUAAGAAAGCUUUUUGAAGCGAACAUAAAAUUGUUUGAUAAAGGUAAAGAAAAUAGAAUUUCAUUUUUACAAGAACUUAUUGUUCUGACUAAGAGAACAUUUAUUUUAACAUAUAGAGAUAAAGCUUCGUUACUUGCAUUAAAUUUGGUUUGUCUUCUUUUGGCAAUCGUUUGUGGUUGGAUGUUUUAUAAACCUAAAGCUGAUUUAGCAGGUAUUAGAUCUAUUACUUCAAGUCUUUAUGUUAUGUUGGAAAUCAUAGGCUUUGCAUUCAUGUUUAUUGAAAUGGAAAGAUUGUGGGCGGCUGAUGGAACAUUUUUCUUCAGGGAGUAUAAUGAGAAUUGUGUCAGUAUUCCUGGAUUUAUUCUUUCUAGAAGGUUGGGGAAAUUUUUAUUAGAAGACUUUCCAAUAUCAGUUGUUUUUGCUGUAAUAUCAUACUUCAUGUGGGGAUUAAGAAUGUCUGAGGAUGGAGGGAGCCAUGAUGCUUCAUAUUUCUUCAUUUAUUUUGCAGUUACUCUUUUGACUGAGUUUUGUGGAAUGGCAACAGCUAUGCUAUCUUUUUCCCUUGCCAUGGAUUUUUCGAUUUCUUCUUUGAUUUUGUGUGUAAUCUAUCAAUUGCAAAAUAGUGCAUGUGGUUACUUCGUUAAUGCAGCAACUAUGCCUGUUUAUGUUAGGUGGAUAAAAUACCUCGCCUACUUUUGGUAUGCAUUUGGUGCUUUGACUGCUAAUCAAUACACAGACUGGAUGGGUGAUUGUCCAUAUGAUAAAGAUGAUAGCAGAUGCGAAGAAUAUUCCGGAAAUUAUCAAUUAGACCUCUUAGGUUUCCCUAAAGGAUGGAUUACUGAACCAAUUUGUAUUUUGUUAGCCUGGGUUGUGGGAUUCUAUAUCUUGACAGGACUAGCAUUCCGCUUUAAGAAUCGUGACAUAGCAGUUGCGAAAACUAAGCAAAAUACAAUAGGGGGUGAAGAAGAAACUGAAGAAGGUAAAGAAGAAAGCAGUGAUAAUGCUGGGUUACAAAAGAAUGAAAAACCACGCAUGGAAGAUAUUGAAAGGACCUCUUUAGCAUCUACGGAUGAAGAUAUUAAUAUCCAUAUACAGAAUAUUAGCUUGUCUGUUGUACUUCAAGAGAGCAAAUUUAUGGUCAUAAGGAAAGAAAUCGGCGAGCACCAGUUAUUAAACAAUGUAUCUGCCCACUUCAAAGCCGAUAAAGUUAACGUUAUAAUGGGUCCUUCUGGAGGAGGUAAAACUACGUUAUUGAACUAUCUUUCCAACAGAUUAUCGAAAGAUUCUAAAUUUAGGUCCGGUGGAGCCAUCAGGUUGAACGAUUCACAAUAUAUCACCAACAGUGAAUUAUCCCUGAUAUCUGCUUAUGUCUCUCAACAAGACAACUCUUUAAUAUCUAGCUUGACAGUUCGGGAAACCUUAUAUUAUCAAGCUAAAUUAAGAAUUUCUCAAGAGGAACAUCAUAAAAUCCCAGUAAUUAUUAAUACCUUAAUUAGAACUAUGGGAUUAAAUGAUUGUGCAGACACUAUGAUUGGAUCAGAGUCUGUUAAAGGUAUAUCUGGUGGAGAAAAGAGAAGGGUUUCGAUUGCAACUCAAUUAUUGAGUAAACCGAAGAUUCUUUUCUUGGAUGAGCCUACUUCAGGUCUUGAUUCAACUACUUCAGUUGCGGUCUUAGGUUUGUUAAAUAAUCUUGCAGAAGUUUAUGGCACAACCGUCAUCAUGACAAUCCAUCAACCAAAUGAAGACAUGUUCAAUAAAUUUGGAUCUGUCUUAUUACUUGCUAGGGGCGGUAGACCAGUUUUCAAUGGUAGCACAGCAUCUAUCAGAGAAUACUUAUCAGAUGCUGGAUAUCCAGUGCCAAAUGAUAAGAACAUUGCUGAUCACAUUUUAGAUGUAGUUUCACAAAGCUUGGAUGAAGAUAAUACAAUUACCCAAUCAAGGAUUAACUAUUUGGUUAACAGAUGGGAUACGAAACAUUCUUCAAAUGAUACAAAUUCUAUAUUUGUUAAUGAAAAAACAAUCGACAUAGAGAAGUACCAACACAAGAAACUGCCUUUCUUCAUAACUUUUCCUGUUAUUACGAAGCGUCAGUUCAUUAAUUCUGUACGCUCCAAGGAUGUUUUAAUUGCGAGAACCGGACAGACUGUGUUCUUGACAAUUAUCCAUACUUUAUUUUUUGCACCCUUGAGAAAUACAGAAGAUGGUAUAAGUAACAGAUUGGGUUUGAUACAAGAGGUAUUGAAUUUAUACUUUGUUGGUUUCUUUAAUAAUGUCACCUUAUACCCGGUAGAAAGACACAUUUUCUACCAAGAAUACAAAGAUGGAAUCUACGGCCCAUUAGAGUUUAGUGCAUCGUACUUAUUAAAUGAGCUACCAACCGAAAUUAUUCCAUGCUUAUUCUUUUCUGUGUUGUUAGUGUUUGGUGUCGGGUUACCUAGAACUCCUGGAAUGUUUUUCAGUAUGUUCUUUACUGGUUUUGCUUCCAUAAAUUGUGGUGAAUCAUUGGGGAUAUUGGUUUCGAGUAUUUUCACACAUUUAGGAUUAGCAAUAAAUAUCUUGGCCUCUGUUAUUGUUGUUGCUAUCUUUAUGGGAGGUACUAUGUCUUUGUACAUGCCUGAAUUUUUCAAGGCAUGGAAUUAUAUCAACCCAAUGAAAUAUGCAGUUGGUAUUUGUGCAAAAUUAGGCUUCGCAAACCAAACAUUCGAUUGUGCUUUAGAUAGUUGUACAUUGGAUACUGGUGAUAGUGUCUUGGAAUACUAUAACCUUGAUAUUAACUUGGGUGCAUAUUUUGGUGGGUUGAUUGCUUGUUUAAUAGUUUAUAGAUUGGUUGCAAUAGGAUCAGCCUAUGCGAGGGUAAAGUAUAGCAUCUAG